UAAAUGGGACAUGCUAUUAUAUUGUUGAAUGAGGUCUAGAAGUAUUUCUAUAGAAGUCCGCUGUAGUUAAUGGAACAUGGGGGGGAUAUGCUCGAUUAUACUGUUGAAUGACGUCUAGAAGCUUCGUGAUAGCAUCUGGUGAAGCUCGCUCGGCUGUAAUUGCAUCUGCAUCAGAAGGUAGCGGCGCUGGCACCUCAUUCGACUCGGAGAUCACCUUGGACUUCUUCUGUGUCCGUGCGUCGGGCUUCGCGUAUUUACCGCUUGCUUGUCCGCCACUGUGCGCAUCGGUCCUCUGCUUCGAUCCAUUCCUCCAGUUCAGCUACCGUGCCCCAGCACAAUGUGUAUUGCCCCGAUGCAACAUCAGCUUCAUAUGAGCCAUACUUCACUGUUGGAUUGCCCGUCUGGAACUUGAAGAUCUCCACGGAACGCCCAUUGGAUGAUGCAUGAGUUGCGUCAUGGGGAUUUUGAGAGCUGAGGGCGGCUGAGGGUGCAGGCGUCACAAGAGAGGGCGGAUCAAAUGCACUGAAUACAAAUUGAGACAUCGGGGAACUGGUUCAGGUUGCGGAGAGGGAUGAGAGGAGGAGAGGAAGAGCAGAAAUAAAGACAAUGAGAUCUAGUACACAUUAUCGAGCGUGUAUUGUUCAUUAAAUCCAACAAAUUCACUCGAUUUCACUCCGUCAAAGCUCCCCGGAUCACCGGGAUCACGUGCAGAAGACCCGACCCAAAACGGA
Mycena citricolor is the source of this 731-nucleotide messenger RNA. The record is from the annotation of a GenBank genome assembly. Lineage: Eukaryota; Fungi; Basidiomycota; Agaricomycetes; Agaricales; Mycenaceae.